AGGAAGCGGGGCAGGGCGCGGGGCAGGGCGCGGGGCAGGACCCGGCAGAGGGCUCCCGGCCGCCGGUGAUGCCGGCAGCCCGGGGGGCCCGUGGCUCGCUCUGGAGUCGCUCACUAAACCCACGACGCCGCCCGCACGGCCUGGCCGGAGCCAGCCCCGCGCGCAGGGGGCGAAGAGGGGGUGCGGCUCGCCUUGGGCAGGAGUGCUGCCCGGAAGCCCUGUGCCGCGCGCGGGCCGCCAGCCGCCCCGUUCGCCCUGCAGGCUGCGCUGAGCUCCCACGAGGGCGCCGGGGCCGCCGCCUUUACCCUGCGAUCUUUCAGGCCCCCAGACCUCUGUGUUGCAGCUGUAAUUAGAGAAUGCGGUCUUGUUACACUGUCACUGAAGAGCCAAACCUUAGAUGCAGAAACAGAUGUGCUAUGCGCAGUCCUUUACAGCAAUCACAACAGAAUGGGGCGUCACAAGCCCCAUUUAGCCCUCAAACAGGUUGAACAAUGUUUAAAACGUUUGAAAAACAUGGAACUGGAGGGUUCAAUUCAACAUCUGUCUGAGUUGUUUUCUUCCAACAAAAACCAGCCAGUCACUACCAAAGCAUGUGUUAUUCCCAGCCAACCAGUGGUCGAAUUGGUGCUCAUGAAGAUUUUGGGAGCAUGCAAGUUGUUACUUCGCUGCUUGGACUGUUGCUGCAAGACAUUUCUCUUGACUGUGAAACAUCUGGGUUUGCAAGAAUUCAUUAUUUUAAACCUUGUGAUGGUUGGGCUGGUGAGCAGAUUAUGGGUUCUCUAUAAAGGUAUUUUGAAAAGGCUGACCUCUUUAUAUGAGCCAUUGUUCAUAUUGCUUCAGGAGGUCUCUAGGAUUCAACCACUGCCUUACUUCAAAGAUUUUACCUUUCCUUCUGAUAUUGCUGAAUUUUUAGGACAGCCCUAUUUUGAAAUCUGUAAGAAAAAAAUGCCUACAGCUUUUGCAGCUAAAGGAGUAACUAAAUUGUUAAAUAAACUGUUUUUAACAAAAGAGCAAUCACUGAUGUCUAACAAAGAAACUGCGCUCAGAAUUUCCAAAAAAGCUAAAGAAAUGAGGAUCAGUACACAGAAUACUGUGGAUCUUGGGCAGCCAAUAAAGAAUAAGAAAAUCAUCAAAGAAAAGUCAUCAGAAUUUGACGUGAGAGUUUUCUGCAAACAGCUGAAACACAAAGCUAUGCAGGAAACUAAAUGUUCUCAGUCCAAACUAAAGGCAACCAAACAUUCUCCUCAGAAAGCAACAGGAACUCCCAGUGCCAAAAGUUUUGUGCAAAGAUUUCGAGAGGCUGAGACUUUCAUUCAACUUUCUGAAGAAAUCCAAACAGCGAUUUUAUGGUGCAGGAGCAAAAAACUCAAGGCUCAGGCCUCCUUUCUGGGUAACAAACUUCUUAAAAGUAACCGGCUUAAACAUGUGGAAGCUCAAGGCUAUAGUUUGCCAAAGAAAUUAGAAUGCAUAAAAACAUCUAUUUGCAACUGCCUUCUUCGUGGCUCAGGAAUCAAAACUUCAGAGCGUCUUGUGAGACGAAGAAGAUCUCAGAAUAGAUUUUUACUGGGACAGAAGAAACCGCAGAGAAAGUUGCAAUUGACUCUUUCAAAAGAAAUUCAGCAGUCCCCUCAAGGGACUCAGAAUGCUACAGAUAGCAGUAAAUGGAGACUCUCGCACUGUACAGUUCAUAGAACUGAUCUCUACCCUAAUAGUAAGCAACUCUUGAGUAGCAGAGUUUCAGACCCUGUCAUACAAACUAAAGAGAAACAAAUUCAUGAAAACCUUAUAGGAAGCAAUAAAAAUGAAACUGAUUCAUGGAAAAUGAUGCAAAUGGACAAACAUGAUACAUCAGGAACCAUUAAGGAGACAGAUGACAUUGAUGAUAUUUUUGCUUUAAUGGGAGUUUAGAUGCUCAAAUAUGAGUGCUCGCAUUUAAGUGCUUAACAAACUGGUCCAGUUUUCUGCUAUUUUACGUGAAACUACUAAAAAAAAAGUCUGCAAGGACUUGGAAGUGCUAAGAGGUACUCAGAGAGGAGCUGCUUUAGUAUAACAUUGUACAGCAGUUCAUUUCCAUUCAAUAAACGUUUAUAGUAACUGUCA
Nyctereutes procyonoides (raccoon dog) is the source of this 2100-nucleotide messenger RNA. It is a transcript of the gene RMP64, whose product is annotated as nucleolus and neural progenitor protein. NCBI's taxonomy places the organism in Eukaryota, Metazoa, Chordata, Mammalia, Carnivora, Canidae. Gene Ontology annotation, biological process: positive regulation of Notch signaling pathway. The record is from RefSeq and is a predicted model, not a curated record. Gene Ontology annotation, cellular component: nucleus. The transcript is spliced from 9 exons. Bases 448 to 1908 code for a protein of 486 amino acids.